This is a messenger RNA of Phlebotomus papatasi, 784 nucleotides long. RefSeq names its product N-alpha-acetyltransferase daf-31 (gene vnc). The coding region runs from base 95 to 673 and encodes 192 amino acids. Gene Ontology annotation, biological process: N-terminal peptidyl-glutamic acid acetylation. The transcript has 2 exons. The record is from RefSeq and is a predicted model, not a curated record. Gene Ontology annotation, molecular function: protein-N-terminal-glutamate acetyltransferase activity; protein N-terminal-serine acetyltransferase activity. NCBI's taxonomy places the organism in Eukaryota, Metazoa, Arthropoda, Insecta, Diptera, Psychodidae. Gene Ontology annotation, cellular component: NatA complex.
UCUUGGGUGCAAUAGACUCACCCACAAAUUCAGAGACCAAAGGACGAACAAAGACCAAGCGUCUCCGGAAAGACUAAAUAGCCCAAUAUUAACGAUGAAUAUUCGCUGUGCAAAGCCUGAAGAUCUCAUGAAUAUGCAGCACUGCAAUUUGCUGUGUCUGCCGGAGAACUAUCAGAUGAAAUACUACUUCUAUCACGGACUCACAUGGCCCCAGCUCAGUUAUGUGGCCGAGGAUGACAAAGGGAAUAUUGUUGGGUAUGUGCUGGCAAAGAUGGAAGAACCAGAUCCGGGCGAGGAAAGUAAACACGGACAUAUCACAUCUCUCGCCGUAAAGAGGUCCUACCGUCGUCUUGGUCUAGCACAGAAACUUAUGAAUCAAGCAUCGAAGGCCAUGGUGGAGUGUUUUGAUGCUCAGUACGUGUCCCUCCAUGUGCGCAAGAGUAAUAGGGCUGCGCUCAAUCUCUACACAAAUUCCCUGGGCUUUAAGAUACUCGAAAUUGAGCCCAAAUACUAUGCCGAUGGUGAAGAUGCCUACUCAAUGCGACGCGAUCUGUCUGAGUUCUGCAAGCAGAACAGUCAGGAUAAAGGUGUUGUUGAGCGCAAUUCAAAGGCUGAUGUUAGUGGGAAUCAUUCAUCUUCCGAUCAUCAUCAUCACGACGGACACUGCUGCUGAUUCGAUGCACAGACAAUUAAUUUUUGCGGCAAUUAAUAUAUGAUAAUAAAAAAUUUAAAAAAAUAAUACCCUCAAUAAAAAUCAAUGAGAUGUAACUCCUUUGCCACCAAA